CAUAUUGAAGUCAACAAGCUUGUUAAAGGAAGACCGCUGGACAACUUAGAGUUCUUACAAUGGCUGAAGCGUUACUGUGAUUCUGUAAAUGGAGGCAUUAUGAACGAGAACUACAACCCAGUGGAAAGACGAUGCAAAGGAGGGAAAGAAAGAAAUAUCAGAGUUUCUCAAAAAAUAUCCAAAUCACUGCAGGCUAGCAACGUAGGGAAUCGAGGCUCAAUUGAUGGCACCAAACAUUCAACCGCGACUCCGAAUUCAACUCUGGAGAAUUCUAAUGCUUACAUCCAGGAACUAUCUGAAAAGAUUAAUGAAAUGAAGAUUUCAUUGGAGAGUAUGGAGAAAGAAAGAGAUUUUUACUUUGAGAAGCUACGCUAUGUUGAAAUACUCUGCCAAAAACCUGAAGUUGAGCAUCUGCCGAUGACGAAAGCAAUACUAAAAAUUUUGUAUUCCAAUGAUGACAAACAUUCUCCUCUUCCUGAAGCUGAAGAAUCCAUUAAUGAAUCCAUGGAUGCUGCUGAUCUGGAAGCAGAGGAGACGCAAUGAUCAUCUUCAUCCUUGCAUUUGCACAACCAUAUAUCCCAAAUAGGUCCUACUGAACCGAAGCUUUGUUCCGUUGAUGCCAGCCUCAGUUUCUGUUUUUCUUGUUUCCUUUAGUUGCUCUGAUAUUUCUGGAGAUGACUAGUCACUUGCUACUAAUUAGGAUGAUAUAUCUACCAAAUACAAGUGCACCACUAAACGAAAUUUGGUUCUCCGAUGUUCUAAAUCAUUUAACCUUUAGAUCUCAAAUGGCUUUAUUAUAAUACUUGUAAGAUCGGCUACAAUAAAAGUUUGCCGUAACAAAAAUACGUGAUUUCGUUUGGAACGA
Molecule: messenger RNA, 865 nt
Organism: Dendrobium catenatum
Lineage: Eukaryota; Viridiplantae; Streptophyta; Magnoliopsida; Asparagales; Orchidaceae
Product: microtubule-associated protein RP/EB family member 1A
Biological process (GO): protein localization to microtubule plus-end; spindle assembly; regulation of microtubule polymerization or depolymerization
Cellular component (GO): spindle midzone; cytoplasmic microtubule; microtubule organizing center
Molecular function (GO): microtubule plus-end binding
Source: RefSeq, a predicted model, not a curated record